UGUUCGGACUUUUUCAAGUGCAUACGCGCUUGGCACUCACGCAGAACGAUGUCAAACGAUCGAUCGGAGCUGUAUUUUCAAUAUUUCUAUAUUUUAUGGCUCCUCGCGAAUGUCAGCUCACUGGACCCGACGCUUUUACCGAGGAUGAUAUUCACACAGGAAGAGCUCACCCUUAAAAGUGUGACAUUAUCAGAGGGAGUCCGUACACUUCUACUUCCAGAAAGAGAUAAUAACAAGAUCAUGGCUGUAGGAAAAAGACAUCUGAUCUCUCUCAACUUCCAGUCUCCUCCUAAGGCUCCCAUGGAACGGAAUUUGCUGUGGGCCGAGUGCAUUGAAAAUGGAGCGUCGGCAAACGGUUGCAACUACGAGGUGGUGUUGGCCCAUGAGAGGGAGGACGCCAGCCGAGUGUUUCAGUGCGGGACGGACGGAGCGGAGACACUUUGCUGCGAUACGAAGCCAUCAGAAGAUCGGCCCGUCUGCACACCAGCCGAUGACCUGAAAAGUAUCCGAAAGAGCAUCAGAGGUUUUCUCUUGAAGGAUGCCGAACAUUCUGCUUUCGUUGAAUCUGCAGAAGGUUCCUCACUGUACGUCACGUAUUCCGGAUCGCAGGAGUACGUGGGCGUCCAUAAGUUUGGAAAGAACAGAGUUCGACCGGCUAACCACGAUAAAGAGCAGCAUUACCUGGGGUUGGUCAUGAGCAAACGCAAGGACGAGCCAUUGCAGGACAAACUUUACGCCUUCUACAAGGAGAGGAAUAAAGAUUUGAAUAUAUGGAGCAGCACAUGGCUUCCGUACAUCUCCCAGUUUUGCUUGGCGGACAUGGGCGGCCCCAAAAACAACCUGCAGUUCACGUGGACCUCCCAGAUGAGCGCCAGACUCUCCUGCGGUGACCCAACGAGCAAAAAACAUUUUUUCGAGAUGGUGGAUAUUGCCGCCGUGCACGCGGAGCAAUGGCAGGACACCCGUGUUUAUGCGCUCUUCAGGAACGAAUGGAACAUGAGCGCCGUAUGCGUUUACGCUAUGCAGGACAUCCAGGACGUCUUCACCAACUCGCCGUUUAAAGGCUCAGAUCAUCAGAGGGGCCGGUCCAGAAAGUGUGUUUCAGACAGCACACAUCUCUCUAUGGACAUCUUGAAGAUGACCCAGAUGAACUCUGAGAUGGAGCAGUGGGUGAAGCCUGUGAAGAACUCAGGCCCACUUCUCAUAAGUCACCACGUCUACACUCACAUUCUCACAGACGCUGAUCCCGCAAAGGAACACUCGCUUCUCUUUUUGACUCGAAAUGACGGAGGAGUGGACAAGUUGGUGGAGAACAAUGGCACGGCUUUCAUCAUGGCAGAAUACAGACCAUUUUCCCAAAGAGCUCAUAUCGACAGCAUCACCCUCCAUGCUUCCUCUAAAAAACUCUACGUCAGCUCUGGUCGUCAGAUCGUCCAGAUGGACGUGGCAGACUGCGGCCACUAUGGAAACACGUGCGAGGAGUGCGUGUUAGCACGAGACCCGUACUGCGGCUGGGACAGCACCGGAUGCAUCGCCACGACCGCAACUAGCGGCAACGUGGUUCAGGAUGUGAAUUCAGGAAAUUAUGACUUGUGCAGGUCUUCGCUUCAUCCUCACGUCAGCAAAGUGAUUGAUCGCUCAAGCAUGCCCGUGAUGCCAAUCACGCAUCCUCACGGGUACCAAUACUUCCUCCGUUGCCCCGUGGGGUCUCGCCACGCCCAGUACAGCUGGCAUCACGAAGGCGGGGGAGCCACGCCCUGCCCCUGGAGCUCGCACGGGUGCCUUCUCUUAAUCGACAACAAGCGGGAGGGCACGUACACGUGCGUGUCGGAGGAAAGGGGCUUCAGCCGUGUGCUGGUCCGCUACGCCGUCAAGGGCAGUGCCACGUCAGCGAGACCCUCCAUCGGUCUCCUGUUUUGGCUCUGUUCUCUGACUGCUCUCAUCCAAAUAAUAACGUAAAAAAAUUGGACAACAAUUGCAAUUUUAUCUUUGUGCUAUUUAUUAUUAUGCCAGGUUACAAAAUGUACAGUAUUUCCUGGAAAGUUUUUGCAUCACUUCCCUUUUCUACGUUUUAUCUUUAACUUUACAAUAAAUGUCUUAGAAAUGUCCAGAAGAAAAAAGGUACCAGAUUUGCACCACACUUGUUGCAACAUACUGCUUGCACAUGAUGUUGUCCUGAGAUGCGUGUCAUAACUUCCUCUAGCAUUGAGGACAUUCAACUUGUAACUACUUGUCUGACAUGGCCCUUUACCAACUUCCUUUUACAAUUAAUCAGGUCAAACAUGAUCUAGAGUUACCGAGCAACAAGCUUGGCUAGUUAGUUAUGUGAGGAAAAGCAAAUGUCAAUACAGUAACACCGUCUCUGGGACAAUGCUGCCCUCUGCUGGACACACUUGGAAACGACUCUUGUUUGCGUGCUGAUCGGAAUGAUAAGAGUAGAGGGUGGGGGCAUAAAAAAAGGGUGGUCCGAUCUCUGCCCCUUUAUCUGCCUCUAGUUAAGAUGACACGAUAGCAGUAAUUGUUCCGGACCACUAAUCAGUAAAUCCAGAGCAUGUGUGUGUUUGAGUGUGUGGGCCUCCAUCAUCAAAUUUUUAAUUUGAGUUUUUUUCCAUAGUGAAUAACAAUUGCAGUUUUGCACUAUUGUAGUGUUUUUGCACUGUACAGCAAUUUCAAAGGUCUAUUUCAACUUUGCCAAGGUCAUACGGGGGUCACGCCUUGUACAGAUGUCUACUUCCAUAGUUGUUUAUGGACGUUUUAAUUGGGAUUGGGGGUGGAGGGGUUGGGCCUUGAUGGGCAGGGAGGCCUCUGACCACGACCAUUACGCCAGACCUCGAUUAGCUGAAUGGUUUUAGAGGUUUUAUAGCCGUGAGCUCAUCGUAGCCCCAUCUCGUUAGCUGCUUGAUUGGUGGGGUAGGACCAGCAGCUUCCAUCUUUGGAGCAGUUGUAAGGUCCUCCAACAAGACUGAUUUUUAGCUAAGCGGAAUUUGUGCUUCAUGUUGUUAGCGUUCGGUGCAAUUUGCAUUUGGUUCUUUACGGAAAGUCGUGUGACUUCCUGACCCCGCUGGGGAUUGUGGGUAUUCUGUUGAAUUAUACGGUCGUCACCGAUGGAGGGAUAUUGUUUAUUCAAUCAGGACGUCGCGAUGCGGCCUUCGAGGGCCCAUCAAUCACCCUGAAAGAGCUUCCUUGGCUCCACGCUCAACGUAACCAAAAAACAAUUGGAGCUCUUUCAUUGGCAGUGUCGCACAAGUUUUUUUCUGUGAAAAAAGAAGGUCCAAAGCAAAUUUUUUCAAAAAUCUUUCUUAUCUCUUAGAAUUUAUUUUAUUAUAUUAUUAUUUUAUAUAAACAUAUGGGAGGAAAGCCAUAAAAAAAUCUUUUAUGGGGAGAAAAAGCCAUUGAAAAAAACAUUUAUUUUUUUGGACUUUUUUUUUUAAGGAGACUUUUUGUGGCCGACAGGUUGCCAUAGUGACAUGAAGGCUUGAAAAAAAUAAUGUUUUUUUUUUUUUUUAUUUAAAAAAAAAGCACUGAUUUGUGAAUAUUUUUUUCCCAUUUAUUCUCGCAAGCCAAUCUUAAUUAAUAAAAAUGAGGGAAAAAGACAAAAAAAAAAAAAAAAUUAAGUUGACAUCUAGCUCAACCAACUUAAAACAUACCACCAAUUAACUCGUUUUACAUUUUGCAUAAUACCGAAUGUUCCGAGUUUUUCCGCAACUGGAAAGGAUGUCCAUUUUAUCCUAUGAGGCCCAUUCGUGCUGUGCUGUGUUGAGGCAUGUCAACAAACGCGUCAUUUGAAGGGAAAACGUCAUCCGAGUACUUUUACGUCAGCACGUUCCUCUUCAUUUGCACCUUUUGUCUUCCCUCCUCCACUAUUGGAGGUCUUCGGGCGGAUAAGUCGAUGCAUUGUUCCAAGCGGCUCAGGAUUGGACGGGGGCCUCUGCGUCUGGCGUGGAGAAGAUAAGAGCGCUUAUCUAUUUCUCUGUCUGCCCAAUCUACAACCAUGGCCCCUCCUCCUAGCCAUCAUCGUGACCUCCGCGACAUCCCGAAAAUAAGCUUUGGUUAACAUGGAAAAUAAGCAAAACAAAUCAAAGUAUCUUAGAUAUAAACCGUUUUCAGGUAAAAAAAAAAAAAAAAAGUAGGCUUAAAAUGAUCGAGAGUGUGGAAGUAAAAAUGAAGCGAUACCGAUUGACCGCACCUAUUUUGAUCUGACUAGUGAAUUGUUUGGUUAUUGGAGCAGAAAAUAGCAAAUUUGCUAUUUAGCGAGGAUGACACGAUGCUGUCACUCCUCCGCCAUUUUGUUGGGAGUGACAGUCCUCGCCUUCCUCAUCCUGCUUCCUCUUCUUCGCCUUUGCUGUUGGCAGCGCUUCAUUAGUGUCACCGUUUUAACGGGAAGAAAUGACGACAGGCAAUUACGCUUUUGUCAGGAUGCGUCUUGGAAUAAAUCUUGAAAUAUAAUAGUGAGCAUUUUAGAACAGUGGCCAAGUGUUUUUAGAACUGUGCUGCAAUAUAUUUUAAUGUGAGUUUUGGAGAUUUAUUGUUAACAAAUAUUGUUGCUAUGCAUAAAUUUGUAUAUAGUUAGUGUACAGAUACCAGGUAACGGUGACAACACCAGGUUUAUUUGAAGGUACUCGCGACGGCGGCCAUUUUGUAAUCAGGAAAUGGAAAUUACAAGAACAGAAAAUUGACAUUGAUAUCAUGCAAUUUUAAAGAAAUUACUAUAUUAGAAUAUAGAGGUUUUUCUUUAAAAUUCUCUGUCAAUUUUUCUUUGAGGGAAAUUUUAUGUAUCAAAAGGACUAGUGGUAUCGGCAUAUGGUAUCGUAUUGGUAUCGGUCCGGGAAAAACUUGUAUCGAACAUCCUUAGUUAGCAUUUAAGCCUCACAGUUCAGGGGCCAUAAAUUCAAUCGUAUCAAGUUUUUGUCAAUGUAAUCUGUGUAUUGUUUAUUUAGAAAAAAUAUAUUUUCCAAACACAAAUGUCAUAGUUGAUUUUCAUCUGUUCCAUAUAUUUGAAUAAAAAGAUGUUUAUCAGUCAAAAAUUCAA
Syngnathus typhle (broad-nosed pipefish) is the source of this 5029-nucleotide messenger RNA. RefSeq names its product semaphorin-7A-like. Gene Ontology annotation, biological process: semaphorin-plexin signaling pathway; regulation of inflammatory response; neural crest cell migration. The transcript has 14 exons. NCBI's taxonomy places the organism in Eukaryota, Metazoa, Chordata, Actinopteri, Syngnathiformes, Syngnathidae. Gene Ontology annotation, molecular function: integrin binding; semaphorin receptor binding; chemorepellent activity. The record is from RefSeq and is a predicted model, not a curated record. The coding region runs from base 49 to 1959 and encodes 636 amino acids.